GUGACGCAUCGGCGAUCCGUGGGGUUGGUUUUCUUAUGUUCGUGUUUUCCCAUUUCAUUAGUAAAAUUAUUGUUUAGGCAAAUAAAUACAAGAUUGGCAUUUAAUACAUUAAAUUCUAAGUAAGUGCCUAAUUGCCAACGUUUACUUGUGCUGUGAUUAGAUCUAAUAAAUAGGCGUUUGUGAAAUUUAGGGCGUGGGAAGACCGGCUCGAAACUUGCAAGAUGUGGAAAGCAACCACGGACAUCAAGCCUCCCGCUCCAGAGGAGGCAGACGAAUGGGAGACCGACCCGGACUUUAUUAACGAUGUCACGGAGCAGGAACAGAGGUGGGGGCCUGCAGGACGCAACGUUGAGGCUAUUGAUAUGGCGAAGCUACGCGAAGAAGUGUUGGAAUCUGACAAGUUAGAAAAACAGAAGAGAUAUGAACAAGGACCCAAACCUUCAUAUGGUUAUGGCGGCAAGUUUGGCGUUCAGAGUGACCGCAUGGACAAGUCUGCUGUUGGUCACGACUACGUAGGGAAAACUGAGAAACACGUCUCGCAGAAGGAUUAUGCUCAGGGUUUCGGCGGUAAAUUCGGCGUGCAAACAGACAGGAUGGACAAAUCCGCGGUCGGUCAUGAGUAUGUGGCCUCGGUUGAGAAGCACGCUUCACAGACUGAUCAUUCGAGAGGUUUCGGAGGAAAGUUCGGCGUGCAGACAGACAGAGUUGAUAAGAGCGCAGCGGGCUGGGAACACAAGGAACAGGUAGAGAAACAUCCGUCUCAGAAGGACUAUUCGGUCGGUUUCGGCGGUAAAUUCGGCGUACAGACAGACAGGAAGGACGCCUCGGCGGUCGGCUGGGACCACAAGGAGGACGCUCAGCAUCAUCACUCGCAGAAAGACUACGCGCUGGGUUUCGGCGGUAAGUUCGGCGUGCAGACAGACAGACAGGACGCGUCCGCAGUCGGCUGGGAGCAUCACGAGAAGACGCCGGCGCACGCUAGUCAAGUCGACCACAAGAAGGGUUUCGGCGGUAAGUUCGGCAUCGAAUCGGACAGGGUGGACAAAUCCGCUCACCGUUUCGAUGAGGUGGAGAAAGUGGGCACCAACUACAUCAAACAGAAGCCGGACAUCGGUGGCGCCAAGCCCUCCACCAUCAGAGCCAAGUUUGAGAACAUGGCUAAAGAGAAGGAACAGGUGGAGAAAGUAGGUGGCUUCAACAAGCAGAGGUCCAACGUCAGUGGAGCUAAACCUUCGUCUAUUGGCGCUAAAUUUGAGAACAUGGCUAGAGAGAAAGAACAGGAGGCGCUAGAAUCAGUACAAAAAAUAAGACAGCAGAGAGAACAGAUGGACAAAAAACUUUCAGAAAAGGAGAAAGAACGUCUUGCGCAAGAGUCGCAAGUACAAGAGCCGCCGCCGCCCGCACAUUCCAAGGCGGAGGUGCCCGCUGAAGUUGAAGUGACGAAGUCCAAAGAAGUGGAACCUCCGAAGGAGGAGCAGCAGCCGAACUUGCCCGACGUCACCCUGGUCGGAGAACCCAAAGAGGAUAGGGAAGAGUUGUCCCGGCAGCCCACGAUCGUGGUGUCCCCCGUGGGCUGGGAGGGCGAGGCGGGCGGGGAGCAGGAGGAGGACGAGGAGUGCUACACUGCGCGUGCGCUGUACGACUACCAGGCGGCCGCGCCCGACGAGAUAUCCUUUGACCCCGAUGACCUCAUCACCAAUAUCGUCAUGAUCGACGAAGGUUGGUGGCAGGGCCUCUGCAAAGGCGCAUACGGCCUGUUCCCAGCCAACUACGUGCAGUUGCAAGAUAAGUGAACGAAUUCCUACGUAGAGAGAUGUAUAGUGUAGACAAUAUAUAAUAUGUAGUAGCCGUGCCGUGUGGUUCCCGGCACCAAUAAAAAAAAAAUAAAGAAUACGACCACUCCAUCUCGUUCCCAUGGAUGUCGUAAAAGGCGACUAAGGGAUAGGCUUAUUAUAAACUUGGGAUUCUUCUUUUAGGCGAUGGGCUAGCAACCUGUCACUAUUUGAAUCUCAAUUCUAUCAUUAAGUCAAACAGCUGAACGUGGCCUAUCAGUCUUUUCAAGAAUGUUGGCUCUGUCUACCCCGUAAGGGAUAAAGACGUGAUCAUAUGUAUGUAGUAGACUUAUUUGUAUUUUGCUAUGGUCUAUUCGUUUCGGUAAAUUGUGAUAGUGCGACGUAAAUCAUACUGCAACAUUUUGUUGAAAAUACAUUGAUAGAUUUAUCAAUUUUAUACAUACAUACAUAUAGUCACGUCUAUAUCCCUUACGGGGUAGACAGAGCCAAUAGUCCCGAAAAGACUGAAUGGCCACAUUCAGCUGCUCGGCUUAGUGAUGGAAUUGAGAUCCAGAACGCCAUCGCCUAAAAAAAAGAAUCACAAGUAUGUAAGCCUAUCCCUUAGUCGCCUUUUACGACAUCCAUGGGAAAGAAAUGGAGUGGUCCUCUGAUUCUUUUUUGUAUUGGUGCCGGGAAUCACACGGCACCUAACAAUUUUAUCAUUAAGUCAAAUAGCGGAACGUAGCCAUUCAGUAUUUUCAAGACUGUUGGCUCCGUCUACCCCUCAAGGGAUAUAGACGUGACCAUAUGUAUGUAUGUAUGUACAUAGAUAGAUAGAUAAACUCUUUAUUGCACCAUAAAAAAUGAAAAACAGAAAAAAAGAACCACAAGUCAUGAGGUACAUAGGCGGACUUAUCGCUAAAGCAAUCUCUUCCAGUCAACCUUAGGGUCGGAGGAACGCAUAAUACAUACAUAUAGACACGUCUACAUCCCCUGCAGAGUAGACAGAACCUACAGUCCCGAAAAGACUGAGGGGCGAUGUUUGUAUGUCUAAUGUAAUUCCGAUUCAAAUAGUGACAUGGUUGCUGGCUCAUCGCCUGCAAAAGGAAUCCCAAGCUUAUCCCUUAGUCGCCGUUUACGACACCCUAUGGAGUGGUUCUAUACUACAUAAGUACCGGAAACCACACGGCACAGAUGUCGCUAUGAAAUACUUUUUUUUCUUGAAUUUUUUUUUUUAUUAUUAAUUUGUAAAUUAUUUAACUUUAUUUAAAUACGUUAACGAAUGGACUAUAGUAAAUAUUUCUGGGACGGUAAAAAUACUAUACAAUGAGUUCUAUUUAAGGUUGAUAAGGAUAUUAAAAAAAUUGAUUAUUUUAAUUUAAUGACGUAAUAUUUAUCAAAAUACGGCAACCAAAAUUAUUCAACAAUUUUACAAUAUUAAUGAAAUAAUAUUAAAAUUCGUUUGUAAGGAUAUCUUCCAUACUAUAAUCAUAGGUCUAUAUACUAUAAAAUUAUUUGAAUAUAUGUUUGGCAUUUAGCUAGAAUAUUAAAUUUGAAAUCAUAUUUUGAAUAUAAUGGGAAGUGGGUUAAAUUAUCACCAUUUUUUUUUCUUCAAAGCUUACAUCGGAACUUUCUUAAUAAAAAAAAAACUUUUUUUAUUGUACGUUUUUAUGUGUCGAAAAAAUAAAAUAUUGUCUUUAAUGGUUGUGCAACUUUUAAAAGUGUAUAGACCUGUAGACAAGUGUUAGACAGGACAUAUGUUUAACAGAUGAUACUAUAAUUUAUAUCUAUUAGCUUUUUUAAUUACUACAUUAGUAUGUAAAUAUUUGUAUUGUGUACGCAAAUUAUUACAAAGUUUUCAAUGUGCCGAUCAAUUUUAUAACAAACUGACCGUGUGGAAUAGAGUCAGCAUUUAUUUUCAAAUUCAAUGUCAACUGCCAAUAUGAUUUAAUGUCUCAGUUAGAAAAAUAAACAAUACUAAAUCAGUAACUAGUAUAGCACAUUCUCAUAUUCUCACGUCGUAGACAGAACUUGACCUGCGAAUGGUACGCACGACGCCAUUUUUAUCGCGCGAAAAACUAUCGCUAUCCAGUUUCCGCUUAUAAAAAGCGAAACAGCGAGAUUUUCGCGUGUGGAUCUAUACGCCACAAGUCAUAAAAUCACGCGACGCUAUCAGUCUAUCAAAAUCAGCGAAAAGUUUAAAUCGCGCAACCAAAGAUUUCACGGAUUGUACAUGAAAUAUAACGGAGUAUACCUGAAACUUAAAAGUUUAAGUUGUUAAUAUCAAAAGUAAAUGUUUUGCAAAGAAAACCAUAUUAUUGAAGUAAAGCGGCUAAAAUGAGAAAAUCUAGCACUUGGUUUUCUGAAUCAAUUUAUAUUAGAAAAUAAUGUGACAGUUCAGAGCGGAUUGGUUUUACUGCCGCGGACGAAAGCUAAGUAAAUGCUUUAUGCGUUUAUAAAACUCAGGUAUUGUCUAUCCCAUCAGAGAUAGACAUGAAAACAUUUAAGUUAGUAUUAAUAUUUAAUUUAUAUAUAUAUAUAUAUAUAUAUAUAUAUAUAUAUAUAUACAUAUUUGAUAUUUGGAUCCUGAGGAACCUGAAGCUGAGCGUUGUUUAUCAGUCUUUUCAACAGUUGGCUCUGUCUACCCCACAAGAGAUACAUUACAGACGUGAUUAUAUGUAGGUAUGUAUGUUGGCAUAUUUGAGUCUGGUCACUUGAAUAAAUAGUUUUUCAUUUAUUCAUUCAUUCGAAAGUUGAUUUUUUAUUAGCACGUAAGCAACGUACUUAUGAUGAUUAAUAUGAAUUGUAAUGGAACCUCAAAGUUGUGGAAUUAAUGAAUUGAUUAUAUGUAGUUGCCUAACGCUAGACGUACCUAGUAUUUACUAAGUAAAUUUAGCUAAAGCACCUAGUAUUUACCAAGUUAUUUGAAGAAAUAACGCGGUAUAUUUGAUUCCUUAUAAUAAAGUAUAAAAGUUCUAACAUAACUUUAGGAAUUAUUUUUCUAUGGAAUAUUGACUAUAUAUGUAUAUUAUGUAGCAUGGAUUUUUGUGCUUGACUGUACUUUCAACAAAUUUAUUGUUAUUCGCGUUGCAUUAUACUAUUUAUGAAUAAUAAAGGUAUUAAUCGUCCGAGAUGAAAUUAAGGUACCUACGUGACAUGCGCCUUUAAUACCUGUUUUAUUUAUAAAAAGUAUUAAAUUAAUUUUUUUAAGUCCAAAAUUAAAGGAAAACGAAAUACUUUUUUUGAAUUGAAUUGUUCUUAAUUUUUUUAUAGAAAAGGAAAGUUUUCUCUAUUUUAUCUUAAAUAAACAUAUAAAUUACGACUGAUUUAUGAAAGUAUUUGAAUUAUAAUUUAUUUGCGUUUAAUUUUUGACUAUAAAGAUAAGUCUGAAGCUAUGUUUUUUUAUAACCUAAAAUUGUAUUAUUAUUUCCAAUCAUAUCGUUUAAUAUAGUCAUAAUCAUGAAGACAUCAUUAUAUUUUGUAUGAUAUGGUCAUAGUUUAUUUUAAUGCCUCGUAAAUAAAUUUGAAAUUUAAUGAGAGUAUUAAUUGUUUUGUAUGUUACGAUUACAUGCUUUGACUAUAUAUUCUUUUUAUAAACUUUACUGAAAUAGUGUCAGAGAUACGAAGAUCAUAAACAAAUUUUUAUCCUGUGUAAAUUGUGUUUUCAAAGACAAUUUAUGAUUUAUCAAUUCGUUUGUAAAAAUAUAACUUCGUAUAAGUAUGAAUUACAAUUUUUGCUAAAUGCCCCCCACCUAUUAUCAUGAAAUGUUGAGAUUUUUAUAAGCUCUAAGCCACUUUUCGCCUCCAUUUGAUAAGUGGGUUAAUGGAAUCAAUUAGAUAAGAAUCGAUCACAGAUAAUGUUCAGUCAUUUUAAUCUAUGGAUUUAGAUAAUUUCAUUCAUAAUGGUUUGGCAACUAACUACCUAUCACGUUUACCUAGUAAUGCAAGUAUUGUAAAUAUAAUAAUCCCUUCUGGGGAAAAGUCCGCUAUUGCGUAUUAUUGUUAUUUAACAAACAUAACACUUUGAUAUGCUGUUACGAAAAAAAUAUUACAAUGAAAGGAACGAAGUGACUUACAAUUAGUUUUUUUUUUUGGAAACAUAUCACUCUGUUAAAUGUAUGUUUUUUUUGUAAUUUCCUUUCUUUUAUUUAUAUAUUUUCCACUCCAAGUUUACCUUCUGGUAUUCUGGGACUACAGUGGCCUGAAUCUAUCGUCAAGUAUUGAUUCUACUGUAAUAUAUUAAAAUUGGUUUAACCUUUAAUAAAUUAUCAAGAAAUUAAAAAUUGUUAUUUUCAAUACAAGUAUAAAAAUUUUCCUGAAAUAUUAUAAUGAAUUGUGUACGAGUAUAAACGAUGGUUGUAUUAAUCUUGUUUUCUCUAAUGAACCAAAGCAUGUAACGGUGAAAAGUGGCAUAUUGAUAUAAGCAUGUUAUAGUCUAAUAACGUAAGGCAUAAAAUGCCGCACUGUUUUAUAUAAAACAAUGUUUAUAAAAUAAAUAAAUGAUUAUUUUCUAGUGA
Amyelois transitella is the source of this 6289-nucleotide messenger RNA. RefSeq names its product src substrate cortactin (gene Cortactin). NCBI's taxonomy places the organism in Eukaryota, Metazoa, Arthropoda, Insecta, Lepidoptera, Pyralidae. Gene Ontology annotation, biological process: regulation of actin filament polymerization. The coding region runs from base 222 to 1793 and encodes 523 amino acids. The transcript is spliced from 14 exons. Gene Ontology annotation, molecular function: actin filament binding. Gene Ontology annotation, cellular component: plasma membrane; site of polarized growth; actin filament. The record is from RefSeq and is a predicted model, not a curated record.